AUGGCGGGUCCGGUCGAUCUCCCGCCUCUCCAGACCCGCUGGCAGGAUGUCAGUACCAUCCCCACAACGCAUUUUCAACAGACGAUGCUGGCUGUGAUGUACCUCGUCGCAGCCGUUGCCUACCUCACGUAUGGCUUGCGGAUGUACAGCAGGAUUUCCUCCAAGCAAACGGGGCUCGAAGAUUGGCUGAUGUCUGCAGCUACGGUCCUAUCAAUUGCCUUCAUGCCUGUCACGUAUUUCUACUUCAAGUAUACAUAUGCGGGCUUCCCUGUCUCCGAGGUACCGAAGACUUUCGACCCAACACCGGCAUUGUUUUGGACGUGGGUUGUCGGUUUGUUAUACAACCCCAUCUUAGCUUUGGUGAAGUCAUCAGCUUUGGUUUUCAUGUUGAGAAUCGCGGGGCACAAGAUUGGAAUUAGGUGGGCGAUAUAUAUCAUCAACACCAUCAACAUCUGUCUCAUGAUAUCUACCUUUCUCGUCGUCAUCUUUCAGACCAUCCCGAUCGCCGCUUACUGGGACAAGACCUUGCCAGUCCAGCGCAGCAUAGAUGCUGCAUCAUUCGGAAUGUCUACUUUCAUCAUGACGAUAGUGACUGAUGUUCUCGUCUUGGCGAUACCGAUAUGGGCGUUCAUAGGGAUGAAGGUCAGCCUUGCAACAAGGAUCGGAGUCAUCAUGAUCUUUCUUACUAGCGGGUUCGUCACGAUAAUCGGAAUCCUGAGGGUUAUCGCAUUCUCCCACUUCUUCUGGACCCCCGGCUACGACUUCGCAAACACAUGGGGUCCAAGCUACAGCGCAAUCGAGAUCAACCUUGCCAUCACGGCGGCGUGCGUACCAGCCCUGCGCCCGUCGUUGCGGAAGUGGUUCCCCCAGUUCUUCCGCAACUCUAGCAGUAAGCAGUCUGGUCCUUACCAGAAGCAGCGCUACUACGGAGAGGGGAGGAGUGCAAAUUCAAGGAGCAUCCAGAUGCAGAGCAUGGGCCAAACGCGAGCCGAGGGCCGAAUCGCCCUCAGAAAGCCAAGAGGAGAUUUUCAAAUCUAA
This is a messenger RNA of Diaporthe citri, 1038 nucleotides long. RefSeq lists its product as uncharacterized. The record is from RefSeq and is a predicted model, not a curated record. Bases 1 to 1038 code for a protein of 345 amino acids. The transcript has 6 exons. Lineage: Eukaryota; Fungi; Ascomycota; Sordariomycetes; Diaporthales; Diaporthaceae.